Messenger RNA from Neltuma alba, 1764 nucleotides. Its product is annotated as AT-hook motif nuclear-localized protein 1. The transcript is spliced from 5 exons. Gene Ontology annotation, molecular function: minor groove of adenine-thymine-rich DNA binding. The record is from RefSeq and is a predicted model, not a curated record. Lineage: Eukaryota; Viridiplantae; Streptophyta; Magnoliopsida; Fabales; Fabaceae. Bases 415 to 1458 code for a protein of 347 amino acids.
UUAUCAGACCAUUUUUCCAUCCAAAUCUCAAAAUUCAAAUAUCGCACCAGCACAAUUUUCUGUCUUUCUACCUAUUUUUUUAAAAAUAUUUUCUCAAAACUCGAAUAUUAUUUUCCCCAGAAAAUUUCCAGAUCAUAUUCAUCCGUUCUCUGUUUCAUCGAGCUCUGCUAUUUUAUUUUUUUUUAUGUCAAAAAAUACGCAAAUGGAUCAAAGUUAAAGACUUUCUUCCUCUGGUUUCAUGCCCAGCUUCUCAGGUUUUUAAUUUCUGACAUAUCUUGAUUUUUGCGUUGCUGUAUCAUUUUUCUAAGGAAAAAAAAUCCGCAGAGAUUAGUGUUAGUUUUGGUUCAGUGGAGUUUUGGAGGAGAAAUGGAGUGUUGAUGUGUAGUUUAUGCAUGAGUCGUUAAGCUUUUAAAUAUGGAAGCAAGGGAUGGAAUUGGCAGUGCAGUCACGGUGGUGGGAUCAGAUGAUCCAUCGGAGUACCAUGUAGCUCCCCGGACGGAGAACCCAGCAACGACUGGCGGAUCAACAACGCCUGCGCCGGCUCCGCCGGCUCAAGGGAGUGCUCGUCCGCCACAGACGGCAGCGGCGGGAGGUACCCCGACAACCAUGAUGAUGCCGGGGAAGAAGAAAAGAGGCCGACCGAGAAAGUACGGACCAGACGGGUCGGUGACCAUGGCUCUGUCUCCUAAACCAAUAUCAUCUUCGGCUCCACCCCAAGUCAUCGAUUUCUCCGCAGAUAAGCGCGGGAAAGUGCGUCCAGCUAGUUCGGUCAGCAAAUCCAAAUUCGAGGUCGAGAAUUUAGGUGAAUGGGUUGCAUGCUCUGUAGGUGCUAAUUUUACACCCCACAUAAUCACUGUUAAUGCUGGGGAGGACGUUACUAUGAAGAUAAUAUCAUUUUCUCAGCAAGGACCUCGAGCUAUAUGUAUUCUUUCUGCAAAUGGUGUCAUAUCAAGUGUCACACUUCGUCAACCUGACUCUUCUGGGGGCACAUUGACCUAUGAGGGACGUUUUGAAAUUCUGUCGUUGUCUGGGUCGUUCAUGCCAAGUGAAAGUGGGGGAACACGGAGCAGAUCUGGCGGCAUGAGCGUUUCUUUGGCGAGUCCAGAUGGUCGUGUUGUAGGUGGCGGUGUGGCAGGUCUUUUAGUAGCAGCAAGUCCCGUGCAGGUAGUGGUAGGAAGCUUUCUGGCUGGAAACCAGCAUGAGCAGAAACCAAAGAAACAGAAAAUUGAGGUGAUAUCCACAGCCAUACCAACCGCUGUUGUUCCCUUGUCUGCUGUCACUGAUCCAGUCCCUCUCCUCACCUCUCCGUCUUCCUUCCGCGGUGAAAAUUGGUCCACAAUUCCGGCAGAUAACCGGAAUAACACCACCACCAACGCCAACACCAACAAUAAUACUAAUGGUAAUAAUGAUAAUAAUAAUAAGCCAGCUGAUAUUAAUGUGUCAUUGUCUGGAGGGUAAUUGCAUCCCAUCUGCCAUCUAUAUUUGUUGCUGACGACGUUGUAAUGGAGCUCCUAAUUGAUGAGUUUGUUUUUCUAUUGCUUAUUGUGACUGUAAGCUUAUUGACAGUAUCUUAGGACCACCUUGUUGUUUUCCGACAUUUACAGGCUUCCUUUCCCUGUACAAUUCAGUUAGGUGAUUAGAUCUGCCUCUGCAGCCAAUGUGUUGUCGUGUUAGGUAUUCGAGUCACGUUUCUUGGGAGUGAUAGAUUGUGAAAUCCAAGCCAUUCCUUUUAUGUGAAUGCGUUUCUUUGUGCUUUUGGUAGCA